This is a messenger RNA of Strongylocentrotus purpuratus (purple sea urchin), 776 nucleotides long. RefSeq lists its product as uncharacterized. The transcript has 7 exons. Bases 51 to 776 code for a protein of 241 amino acids. NCBI's taxonomy places the organism in Eukaryota, Metazoa, Echinodermata, Echinoidea, Camarodonta, Strongylocentrotidae. The record is from RefSeq and is a predicted model, not a curated record.
UUGAUCAUGAUGGGGAUGGUCAUAAACCUCCAGUCCCAAGUGCUGUCAAAAUGGUAAUGGACUUUGUAGAGAGAAACCUUGAUGACCUUAUCAAGCGCUGGGCUAGGAAGAUCGAGUAUGAUGUCUGCUUUCUGUGCCCAACGUGCAGUAAGAAGACACUGCUUAAACACAGCUUCAAGUGGAAGUCACUCAAAUGUGGAGAACAUACGAUCCGUACAGCUGCAGUUAAGUCAAGGUUUGGUAUGAGUGAGGAAGGAGUGGAAACAGGAAACAAGAGUCCAAUGAUGCCUAAAAGAUCAAAACAACUGCAAGAUGCAUCAAGUUCACAGACAGUGCAGACAUCACAUCCAAGUACAGGUGAAACUCUGGACACUUCGCAACUUUUGAUGAAGGAGAUUUUGACUGACAUAUUUUUGCUGACAUUGUCACAGAAGAUUAAUCUUGUGAAUGUCCCCGCAGUGAACUUUAGCCUAUACCUUGGAUUCAGCGCAGCCGAUGGCACUGCCGCAGCGGUGGCGGCCAAUGUCGCCCUGAAUCCACAGAGCGCAUUCAAUACUCUCUUGUCCAAGUUUGUUAUGACGAAUGGACGGAAGAGUAAUAGUGCUCUGAAUCUGAGGAAGAGAUUUCUAGACAAUGAAAUGAAGGACUGUGCUGAUGUCAUCAAAGCAGAAUUAGAGGGGUUUGGAAUUCUUGUCCCUUCAGGCGAAGAAACACUCGUGGAUACACCUGUAUUCAUCCCGUCCUCUACUGGGGGCACACCAGAUGGGAUUCUUUGA